CUUCUCGUUUGUGCGCAUGUUAUCCCGAAGGCUUUGCUGGCAUGAAGACAUUGCUUAAGGAGAGCAGUAGGCAAGGCAGGAGGAAGAGGGUUUGAUAGAGUGUUGUUACAUGUUGUUAAUGUCAACUUUUAAGUUUGCCAUCAUACCACAUCGAAAGCGGCAAAGGGGGGGGGUCAGUUGCCCGGACUUAGCUCAGAUGACUUCUACACAGUGACUGCAGAAGACUUUGUCACUGUUUUCUUAGCGGUUGAAACUAAGCUAUUUGACCAUAUUGACCAAUAAUUCAUGUACCAGUUGUUCCAUUCCUUUCCUUCUGCCGUCUCCUUACCUUGCAUAAAAGCAAGCUGCCAGCUGCUGCGCCACUCGGUGCCGCUUCUGGCCCAAACUGGUGGGCUGUUUCCCAUCCAGGAGUGUCCUCCCUCUUCGGGCCCAUGGUGGUCGCGUCGCGUUGGUUGCACCGCAUGCCAUGGCGCACCCGUCUUACGACAUCUCUGAGAUCAUGGGCAGAGUGGCAGACAAGGUGGCAGCUAUGGAGCCAACGUCACCUGAGGUGAUCCGGGCCGUCACGGCUUGCCACGCCUUGCGCUGUGGACGAGGGAUUUCCAGGCAUGAGUACCGAAAGAGCUUUCCGACCACUCAGAUCAAGCAAUUCUGGAGUCACAGCUGGCAAGGUGGCUGGCGAAGUAAGAUCACAACGUUGCUUUUCCUCCAUAAUCACAUACCAGCCGUGAUUUGCUCCAGCUUGGGAGCUCUUGUGGUUGCAAGCCUUUUCGCAGCCAAGCUUCUCCCGGGCCCUGAGUGGGACAAAGAGCUGUGGAUUUAUCCCCGUGGCUUUUGGGCGAUGCUGGUGGGGCCUGUGAUAUACUUAUUGGUUCUCUUGCUUUGGCAACCACAGCAGUCGGUUUUCCUUGACAUCAUGUGCAUUGACCAAGAGGAUCCACGCCAAAAGGCAAGCGGAAUGUUGAGCAUGGGGGCCUUCCUGAAGUGUUCCAACUCACUGUUGGUUUUGUGGGAUCCCUCGUACACGCGUCGCUUGUGGUGCAUCUUUGAAUUAGCCGCCUUCCUGCACACCCGCCCGACGGGCAAGAAGUUCAAGCUCUUGGUGCGGCCGCUGAUUUUGGGACCCUGCUCAGUUCUCCUGACGCUGACCAUGGUGGUGGUCGUCAUUGCCAUUGGCUGGGUUCCACAACGAGACGGCCUGGCAGGAUCAGAGGCGCUGUGGGGCGGUCAAGUCUUGGUUCUGUUCAUCGGCUUGUGGGCCAUGAUUUCCGUGUCUCGCCGGUACUUCCGAGCUGUGGAGCAGUUGCGAAACGAGUUAUCCCAUUUCUCUUUGGAAGAGACCGAGUGCUUUUGUUGCCAGAGAAACCAUGUGGAUCGUUCUGGGAAUCCGAUCCAGAUAUGUGAUCGGAUGGUUUUACUGCAAUGUAUCCGUACCUGGUUUGGCACAUUAGAAGUCUUUGAGCAGAUGGUGCGAAGAGAGGUCCUGAAAUGCCUUUUGGAAGAGCUUUCAUCGCAGUUCUUCACAUACCGGCAUUGCAUUACUGCCACCAUUCCCUUGCUGUGGUCGCAUCUAGACAUGGCAGGGGCCAUGCUGCACUACCUUGAUCAAUGGCCGGGCAGAACCUGGCGAUCUGCCCUGGAUGUGGCCAUCCUUCGCGGUGCUGGGUGGUGGUUGGGGGUUGUGCCAACUCUCUUGGUCUUUAGUAUGAGAUUGUCAUGUGCUUUUCGGAAGAAACGUGAAGGACCAUUCUGCGACACUUUGGUCACCUUUGGCAUCCUCCUGUGCACUGUCGCAGCAUUUGCGGGUUUUGUGCAAUUCGAACGGUACAUUAUGUUUCUUGUGGGUAUUUUUAAGGACAGCUUGGAGAUCGUCGUUCCCCAUUUGUCCGAAUGCGUUUUCCUGCUCUCAGUUCUACUUGCUGCAGCCGUGGCAUUUUUUUGCAUUGGAAUCCACCCAAGGAGUUUCACGGAAGUUGCGUUGCCUCCGCAAAUUGGAGAGCCAGAUAGCCCAAAUGAACCUCCAGCCGUGCUUGGAAGGAAUCAGCUUUCAUUGUGACGCCAUCGGACAUGCGCAUGGCAAAAAUUUGCAAAAUGGCUCGGAAGCACAGCGGAGUCCUUGGCGCUCAUCGAAGAUGAAUGUCAACCUCCGACCAGUAGAGGGCUUAGGCUCGAGCGACUCAUCCCAAAAAAUGCUCGCCAGGUUGGGGACCUUUCCUGGACAAGAAGGAACUCUUUGUGUUUGUCGCAGCAUGUCAGCCAUCUCGUUGAAGCCACUUAGGCCAUGGCUAUUAGGUUGGAGGCCAUUGCUAUUAGGUCAUUGUCUUUGGUGCCGCGUCGAAGCCUAAAUGCUGGGAAAAUACUAUUGCUUUGCACCACUGAAGUUUGCAGGAUCUUCCUGUUCGGGUGACCUAAAGACAAUUUUUGAAAUUGGAC
This is a messenger RNA of Durusdinium trenchii, 2433 nucleotides long. The record is from the annotation of a GenBank genome assembly. Lineage: Eukaryota; Dinophyceae; Suessiales; Symbiodiniaceae.